Molecule: messenger RNA, 2569 nt
Organism: Microplitis mediator
Lineage: Eukaryota; Metazoa; Arthropoda; Insecta; Hymenoptera; Braconidae
Product: beta-1,3-galactosyltransferase 1-like
Exons: 5
Coding region: 461-1645 (394 amino acids)
Cellular component (GO): membrane
Molecular function (GO): hexosyltransferase activity
Source: RefSeq, a predicted model, not a curated record
AAAUUCUCAACUACACGGCAGUAAAAUUUACGGGAAAUUUUUUGAAAACAAAAAAUUUAAAUUUUUAAACUAAAGAAAUUUUAUUUAAAAAUUUAAACUUAAAACAGUGGCUGCAAUAAUAAUAAUAAACGUAAUCUAUGUUUUGAAAACACACCCUUAUGUAGUUUUUUUAUUUGUUUUUUAUCUGGCGAUUGCUAAAAAUGCACUCGCCUGUAACUUUAAUUGUAACACAUAACUGAUAUAUUAUAGGCUGUAUAAAUAUUUGAUCAAAGAUAAAACUCUUCCACUGGGUAUUUUUUAAUAUUUUAUAUUUAUUGUAUUUAAAAAUCCAUUCAUAAUUACCAGGUAAUCUGAUACAUUUGAAAGCUAGUCUGCAGCAGAGGAUUAUCAAGAUACUAUGAUGUUCCUUCAAUGACAGCAAGUAAAUGGGGGUCGCUAUCAAAGCCAAUAGCUACAAAAGAUGGACAAAGUACGAUUGCUGCCGUCGUCUCCGCUGCAGCAGGUGUAUAUAAGUACCAACAAUAAUAGUAAUGGAAGACGAAUGUCAUUCAUUCGUCGACUUGGAGUCGGAUGUAUCAUCCUAGCAGCCCUUGGUCUUCUAUACGUUCCCGCUUAUCACUCGGCACAAGGUCCGCUCUUUGGAAUAGUACAAAUAUCGGGAUGGACGUUUAAUACUUCUAGGGAUGUAAAUUUGUAUAUAAACCCAGACAACAAUACGGCGAUAACGAGUCCGGAGUUGGCCUGCGGGAGCUCGCCGCCGUAUCUCCUGAUAAUCGUUUGCUCGGCGGUGGGCAACCAGAAGGCGAGAACGGCCAUCAGGAGCACCUGGGGCAGCGAACAGAACUUGUAUUACCUGUCGACGUCGUCUUCAGCGAACACGACUGUCAAAGUGGUUUUCCUCCUGGGGGAAAGCACCAACGACACCCUCAAUGCCCAGAUACUGGACGAAAAUUACGAGUACGGAGACAUAAUUCAGGAAAAAUUCAUCGACACUUACAAUAAUUUGACUCUGAAGUCGGUGAUGAUGCUGAAGUGGGUCACCACGACCUGCCCACAGGCGACCUAUCUCAUGAAAACUGAUGACGACAUGUAUGUUAAUGUUCCGGGGUUAGUUAAAGUCAUCAAGUCGAGGCCUACUAGCGCUGGGACGUUAAUGGGGUCACUUAUUUGCAAUGCCCGUCCAAUAUCUGAUCCUAAAAAUAAGUGGUACACUCCGAAGUACAUGUUUUCAGAAAAAACAUAUCCAAAUUAUUUAUCAGGUACCGGUUACGUUAUGAGUUUAGACGUCGCAUCAAAAUUAUACGCGACCGCGUUGAAAACUCCUCUGUUGCAUUUAGAAGACGUUUAUUUGACGGGUUUAUGCGCGAAAAAGGCUAAACUGCGGCCCGUAAAUAAUCCUGGGUUCAGUUACAUACCGCGUAAAUUUGAUUACUGUGUACUUAAAAAUUCAAUUACCGCGCACAAAGUCGACUCUUCCGGUAUGUACGAAAUUUGGAACAAGUUACAAAGUUCAAAUGUCACCUGUCCUAGUUCCACCGCUACCAGUGAUAAUAGUAAUAAAAAAUCAUCCUCGAUAUUGACCAGACAUGGCAGACAUAUUAAUUAUUACUUAAUGAAAAAACGUAUCAACAACAGGUGCAGCUGAAAAACCAAAUAAAUUAUUUUAUAAUUUUUUAAUGUACAUAACAAUUCUCCGAACCGGCAGCUAUUCUUUCGAUUGGGUACAAAUUAAUAUUUUUAUCAAUAAGUCUGUUACAUAAUUGUGUAUAUUAUAUAUAUUUAUAUAUAUAUUAGACUGGGCCAAAAAAAUCGACUAUUUUUUUUUUUUUAACGAUACUGUGGAAAUAUUAUUUGGGAUGACAAAAAAAAAUUAUUGUGAGAAUUUGAUCCCUUAAUUUUGAUAUUAAGAGGUGUAUCAUCGCAAUUUUUGAUUUUUUUUUAAUGAGCGGGUUUUUCGCUCGUAACUCUUAAACCAUCGAGAUAAUCAAAAUUGACUUGGAUACAUUUUUUGAAGGAAAUUUGAUGCUCUACAAAAAAGGUCUGAUUGAAAUUUUUCGUCAGAUGAACCGUUUCUUUGUAAUCACGCUUUGAACGUUGGUAUGAUUUUAAAAUUUGAUUGUUAAACUUUGGAAUUUUGUCAUUCAUGUAAAAAUAAGUUUCCGGAAAAAGAUGAUGAAUAUUCUUGAAGGAAAUUGAAUGCUCUACAAAAAAAGUCUCUUAACAAUUUUCGCUAAAUUCACUCCUUCAAAAGUUAUUCAAGAUUAUUGAAGUCGUUUUACAUAACUUCAACCUUGAAUAACUUUUGAAGGAGUGAAUUUAGCGAAAAUUGUUAAGAGACUUUUUUUGUAGAGCAUUCAAUUUCCUUCAAGAAUAUUCAUCAUCUUUUUCCGGAAACUUAUUUUUACAUGAAUGACAAAAUUCCAAAGUUGAACAAUCAAAUUUUAAAAUCAUACCAACGUUCAAAGCACGAUUAUAAGGAAACGGUUCAUCUGACGAAAAAUUUCAAUCAGACCUUUUUUGUAGAGCAUCAAAUUUCCUUCAAAAAAUGUAUCCGAGUCGAUUUCGUUUA